GGAACUGUGGAAAAUGGCGGCGUCCAUAGCGGCCUUGGCGUUGCCUGGCGCUUUCGGGAGGCUGGUGUCUGUAUGUAGCCGCUGCAUCCUGGCAUCCUCCGGACCCGGAGCUGCCUCGCUCCAGUCUGCUUCUCGAAGGUUCAAUUCACAGAGCACUUCAUAUCCACAAGGAUACGUCCCAAAGACCUCCCUGAGUUCACCACCCUGGCAAGAGGUGGUUCUGCCAGACCCAGCUGAAGAGACCAGACACCAUGCAGGUAAGACUUGGCAGGGGCCCGGCAGGGUGGCCCUUGUAGCCCUAGCACUUGGAGACCCAGGCAGGAGGAUUACUGAGGGUUUGAGGCCAGCCUAGACUCCAUCUCAAAAACCAGAACAAAAAGGGAAAUGAAUGGGUAGCACCUAGUGUCCAUUCUCACGAGCCAUGGAGGCAGUCGUUGCCAUGGAGCAAGAUGACCGGUUUCUGAGUGCUCUGAACCACAGCACGGGUGAGCAACAUUUAAGGUGUGCCUUCACUUGGUAAACAGCCCUCCAGCACCUGCCCCAAGGCAGCCGAAUGAUGGGAGUGGGGAGUGGGUCCACCUCCAUCUCCAGAUAUGCCAUGUGUUGGUGCACGCCUGGCAUCCCAACCCUCAUAAUCACAAGUUCGUGUCCAGCCUGGGCUACAUGUCAGGAAAAGCAGCACAGCUGUGUCAGCUGUAGAGUCACUUGUGAGUUUCCCAGAGUUAGAAGUUCCCACCGUUGCAGGCAAUCUUCUGGCAUUUGACAUACAUACUGUUUGAGAUGCUCUUCAAGAUAAAUAGAGUCCUGCCUCGGGGUCUGUGGGUUUGGUGGGAGGAUUUCCCACAGAUAUCAGAAUCCAUGAAUGUCAUACCCUGAUUUUGAACAGCAAAGUGUUUGUGUGCAGCCUGUGCAGGCCUUCCUGUCCUCUGGAGCCC
Messenger RNA from Onychomys torridus (southern grasshopper mouse), 935 nucleotides. Its product is annotated as 39S ribosomal protein L21, mitochondrial-like. Gene Ontology annotation, molecular function: structural constituent of ribosome. Gene Ontology annotation, cellular component: mitochondrial large ribosomal subunit. NCBI's taxonomy places the organism in Eukaryota, Metazoa, Chordata, Mammalia, Rodentia, Cricetidae. The record is from RefSeq and is a predicted model, not a curated record. Bases 14 to 352 code for a protein of 112 amino acids. The transcript has 3 exons.